AAAAAUUAAAAAUGAUUGUGAUUAAGUUAAUUUUGCUAUUAAGCAUUUAGUCAAAGAAAAUUUAUUGACCAAAUGUGAAUAGGAGAGUGAAGGACACCAAAGGCGCGCUCGCCCUAAUCGCAUUGCCAUAGACAUCGCCGCCUGCCCUCUAACACAAAAUCAGCUCUACGGCGCAGCGCAAACCAAAUACUGAAAGCGGCUUUGGUUUAUAGGGUUUUACAACCACCGAACAAAUGGAUUCGUUUUCAUCCCCUUCAAGCGGUUCUUCUCCCCAAUUUUCUGCCAAUGAAUUCAGGGAUCAGCUCAAGACUCAGCUUGCUCAGGCCUACGCCGAGGAGUUUCUUGAGACCUUAAGAGUGAAGUGCUUUGACAAGUGUAUCACAAAGCCAGGGUCAAGCUUAAGUGGAAGUGAGAGCAGUUGCAUCUCUAGGUGCAUGGAGCGUUAUAUUGAAGCAACCAGCAUCGUCAGUAGAGCCCUCUUUAAGACACCACACUAAAAGAACAGGUUUUCCUAAGACAUUAUGAGGUCGAGGUAUCUUCAGCACCCAACCUACAUUAUUUUUCUCGGUUAGAUAUUUGUUUUCCUGCUCUAAAAUCUUUCUUGAGGAGACAAGUUUUUGAUCUGUUCCCCAUAGAUAAUAUUGGUAUCAUGUGCUUUAUUUGCUUACAUGUGAACUUCGGGUCAUUCAAACUCUCAUUUCUUGUUAUUUAACAUGCUUCAAUUGGGGUUCUUACCA
Messenger RNA from Cucumis melo (muskmelon), 737 nucleotides. Its product is annotated as mitochondrial import inner membrane translocase subunit Tim13. NCBI's taxonomy places the organism in Eukaryota, Viridiplantae, Streptophyta, Magnoliopsida, Cucurbitales, Cucurbitaceae. The transcript is spliced from 2 exons. The coding region runs from base 234 to 497 and encodes 87 amino acids. The record is from RefSeq and is a predicted model, not a curated record.